Messenger RNA from Aspergillus nidulans FGSC A4, 3219 nucleotides. RefSeq names its product protein rgr1. Lineage: Eukaryota; Fungi; Ascomycota; Eurotiomycetes; Eurotiales; Aspergillaceae. The coding region runs from base 1 to 3219 and encodes 1072 amino acids. Gene Ontology annotation, biological process: regulation of transcription by RNA polymerase II. The transcript is spliced from 3 exons. Gene Ontology annotation, cellular component: mediator complex; nucleus. The record is from RefSeq and is a predicted model, not a curated record. Gene Ontology annotation, molecular function: transcription coregulator activity.
AUGAAUCAAGAUAACAUCAAUGGACGAGGGCUAGGCUUGCAUGAUCAGCUGAAUGGUGUCUCAUCCGCGCCUGCGGGUUCCAGUCAAUUAGGGAACCCAGUCGGUCUACAUAAUGGAUCGCUACCCACAAAUGGAGUUCAACAUCCUGAUUCGCGCGGAAGUGACGAGAAUUACCGGACUAAGAUGAUGUUAUCCGCCUCAGGAGACCCUCCUGAAUUACAGCACAUUGUCCAAGGUUUUUUCCCCUUGGCGAAGUUACUUAAUCGGUCCGCACAACAAUGCUGGAACGAUCUUGCGGAUUUAGUCGCCGAGCUUGCGGAAAUCCAAGUACCCUCCCACGACUCUAAUUUUUCCCCAAUAUCCCCGAACACGAAGGUACUGGGAAAUCAGUCUCCGGAAAAUGUGCGGAAGAAACUUCGAGCCUUGGAAUUCGCCCAGAAAAAGCGAGGGGAAUUUAUCAAGCUUCUUGUGCUCUCGCAAUGGAGCCGACAAGCUGCGGACGUGAGCCGGUUGAUUGAUAUUCAAAACUUCAUUCGCACGCAACAUCAAGCUUACGCGGGAGCUUUACAAUGCAUGGGAGACAUGAAGAGAGACCUUGUACGAGCACAGGUGGCCAACCCAGAUCUAAACACUGCAUUGGAAGUCUUGUUGAGAGGUGAGGUUGUAUCAAUGCCAGAUCUUGGUUAUAGGCCUCCAAAGCCCUUAACGCCAAAAUCCACUUUGAAGAAGAUGCGAAAGAUAAAUAGGGUCAUCAGCACGAGGUUAGCUUUGCAUGAUGAUAUCCCUCUUGCCUUCCAGAAGUACCGCGUCCAUGAUGGUCGGGUCACAUUUGUUGUGCCCGGAGAGUUCGAGCUCGAUUUGUCUAUUGGGGAAGAGGACGUCACGUCUCAGUUUUUCUUCGUCGACAUCCGCUUUCUUUUCAGCCCAUCACCUUCGAUUCCCGCAGGUCGGAUGCUCAGCGAACUCGAUAUCAAAAUUAAUGAUACUCUUCGAAACGGUGGAUUGUCCGAGUGCUUUAACUGGCUACAUAAUCUAAUACUAACAAACAAAAUAAAUAUUCUUGCAAGGCAAGCUUCUGAGCUGAGUAGGAGCCUUUGGUCCAACGUUUUGCGCAGCGAGUUGCUGCACCGGACUCUAGUACUGCAGUACUGGGCAUCGAAGCCUAACACGAAAAGUUGGCUUGAGAUCGGCAUACGACGCGGCCCUCGAGAAUCCACUAUAGGUGGAAUGCGGCCACCAUCUUUGGGCUUGCGAUGGAUUAGGGAUGGACAAGAAGUGAACUCGGAUGAUGUCGAGUUUGACACGGACAGCCUCUCGGUGGAUCGUCUUCUUCGAAGUGCCAUUGCUUUACACAUUUCGCAUAUACUGUCCUCAGCGUUCAGGAGGAUCAGCGAGAAGCUUCUUUAUUCUAAUGGGUCACUGUCAUUACACGCCUAUCUUACCAGGACCGAACCAGGGGAUUGUCAGCUUGAUGUUCAACUUACCGCAUCCCGUCGGCUUCGAGUUGCGAUCGAGCCCCUGUCGGGAGCUAUAGUGCUAGCAGCUACUCCGAAUACCCUGGAGCGAGUGGAUACCGAUCGCAAUAUGGACCGAUCGACCAUUGACGAUAUAGUAUCUCGCGUCGGAAGACUUCGCUGUGCUGCGGCGAUAGAGGAGGUAGAAUCGCAGGUGAAGAUGCUUGGAUUCAUCUCGGUUAGCCCAAGGAACGUAAGGAUUGACGCUCGAAGUUUGUUCCCUGCAAACGUUCUGCGGUUCUCGUUCUUUUGGCAUCAUCAUUGGGAGCGUUCCUGGUUGCUUGCCGCAACGAGUAGUAUGGAUGGAGAUAAAUGGUGGGUUGUCCAAACUCCGUCGGCGGAUUCUGUAACGAUCAAUCGUAGCUUGGAUGCUGCCGUGCAUCAUGCCAGCUCUGCUGUUCGCUCUGCGCAGGUCAUUUGCAACUUGCUACUACCCGCGGAGCAACCAGACUACUCAUCACUUGCCGAUUUGGGUCAUUGCUUGUCAGGCUUCUUGGCCAUAUAUGCAAAUGCGCGCUUUCUGCAAGAUCUGCAGUUUAUCAAAAUCUGGCCGCAUCUGGAACACUUAAGAAUCGGGCCUGGCCUUCAAGUGCCAGACCUCAACAUUGAGUACGAAGCGACAAAGUUACCGGAGGCUCUGCGAGUAGCUCUUCCCGCCGGUUUUAAGAGGAAGACAUUCGUCAAAAAGACAAUUCGCCUGGCUUUUCACGGCAUCGACCGGUGCAGGAAAGUCGCCAUAAUGGUCGCCUACGGCAAUUUGUCCACUUCUUUUCCUGCGCUGGGUGAUUUAGUCGCCGAAGACGAUCACUCGUUGGUCCUUCAAAAAACAGGCACCGGUUUCGCGCUUCUAUACGAAAUCCUUCGGCGGAAGAAGAUGGACGCGCGUUUUCUAUCGUUGUCGCGCCUUGGUUUCGCCUAUGGACCGAAUAAAGAGCUCCUUGCGCAACUCGAUAUCGGGGAGACACAGCCCCAACUUCCCACGGAAAUGGAUCCUCUGAAGCUCGCGUUCAGAACGGGUCAUUUAUUCCAUUAUCGUCUCAGCAUAAGUUUUGAUCACUCUAACCCCCAUCGCAGAAUACAAGGGCCUUUGGCUUCCAACCUGAACCGGCCUACCGCUGAAGCAGGUCUGGACACACUGACAGAGAUACUAUCAUUCACACUUCCCUUGAUGCAAGCACUGGAUCGAUUCAUGGCGAACCCCUCUCGCAAUGAGUCAUCUAUAGUGCACGUUACUGUGCGUAAUGCAACGUCCUUCCAAAUCCAUUACCCCUACGAGAAAUGCCGGCUCCGACUAGUAGCCCACCAACACCAAAAUCAACCCGUCUGGGUUCUCAGAGAUGUGUUGAGCUUUCAAGAUGGUUCCUGUGAACCAGAAUUCAAACACAAACUUCAGGAGAGGCUAUAUAACUCGAAAGGCACCGGCUGGAGGGGACUUGGCAACGGGGUUAUUGCAGAGCCUGAUCAUAUUGGAGAUUUAUUGGAUGAGCUCGACCGGUGCUUGGCCUCGACCAAAGCCAAUACGACUCCAAAAGCUCUGGAUAGCAGAACCUCCCACGAUGCCCCUGCCGCUAACAACCAGUCUCCUGCUAUUAGACCUGAAAAGUCAGUGGAAGCGGCUGAUAUGCACGGAGGUUUUGUCAAUAGAAAUUUACAACAGAAAGCAGGUCCUGCCUCGCAAAAGACGGAUGUCAUCACGAUCGAUUAA